AUGGCGUCAGAUCUUAAGCUCGUCAGCCAUCUCUAUGCCGACUGGUGUGGCCCUUGCAAGAUGAUCGCUCCAGUGUUUGAGUCGCUGUCGGCCAGAUACUCCAAACCCAACAAGAUCACAUUCUGCAAGAUUGACGUCGACAGCCAGCAGGAAGUGGCCCAGCAGUAUGGCGUGCGCGCCAUGCCGACCUUCCUCAUUUUGCACAACGGCUCUGUGAUCGAAACAAUUCAGGGAGCCAACCCACCAGCUCUUACCGCCGCUGUUGAUAAGGCUGUCAAGUUGGCCGGCGGUGCCGCGGGUGGUGGUGCUGUGUUCAAGACCGCCGGACACCGACUCGGCGGCAGUGGAGUAGCCGGGUCCCGCCCCGGGACAUCAGUGGCCCGUCCUUUCAAGUGGGAUUUCAACAGCUUGAUCAAGACUAUCGUAGCUUUCAUUGGACUUUAUGUCACCUCUCUCUUUUCGGUAAGAGAUCAUUACCGCCCCUCUCGAAUCUGGACAAGAUUUAAUAACAAGGCCCUCAUUCAGCUUGACCCAUACAAGGCGGCAGAGAGCUCCCCGUUCAACAAGAAGAAUCGUCCACCGCAAGCACAGUCAUAUACGGGGAGUGCUGCUAGUAAAAAGCCUGCGCCGCGUGCUACGUUCAAGACGUUGUCGGACCUGGGCAACUAA
Molecule: messenger RNA, 669 nt
Organism: Neurospora hispaniola
Lineage: Eukaryota; Fungi; Ascomycota; Sordariomycetes; Sordariales; Sordariaceae
Product: thioredoxin-like protein
Exons: 2
Coding region: 1-669 (222 amino acids)
Cellular component (GO): cytosol
Molecular function (GO): protein-disulfide reductase activity
Source: RefSeq, a predicted model, not a curated record